AAUAGUUCGUGGAAUACAUCUUGAUGUAUUGAAUCGUAUUGGAAAAACAAGCUACUUCUUCGCAUUACGCGUCAUGCGAGAGCAUUCAAACAGGACUCAGUGUACUGCUUUUUCUGUUGCAUUAGUAAUAACAGCAGCAUUGACUGAAGACAGCAGGAGCGCAAGACAACGCGUGUAUCUCCGAGCGCAGCGCCAGCGGAGGAAUAUUCGAGCUUUUAUUUACUCUACGGCUUGUUGUUCAUUUUUCUGCUUUAUGGUUAACUUGUGCAGUCACGUGUGAAUAUUUCGUGAAGCUGAAAGCACACCGAUUUCUUUUCACCUGGUGGUUCAUGUUUUCCUAGAGGAAAUAAACUUGAUCACUGGGACGGUUCUCUGGACCCCCCCCCCCCCCACCCCCGCCUGAGACUGCAGACGGACAAUAGGUCUUCACCCUCAGGGAUGAAAUAUGCAGUGGCUGUGAGCAGAGCACCAACAUUCUGAAGUCAAAAGUGUCUGGAGUGAUGACACAGAUAGAAGCCCCUCUCCUUCUCCCCCCGUGUGACACCCCAGUCGGCGCAUCGCCACAGCAAACAACACCAACAGCUCUCCUUACUCCUGUCUGUGUGACGCGGCUCUUCUUCAGGUUUUAAGUCAUGAUGCAGGAGUCGGCCACAGAGACAAUAAACAACAGUUCAAUGAGUCAGAAUGGAAUGAGCAGCCUAAGCAGCCAAUUAGAUGCUGGCAGUAGAGAUGGAAGAUCAAGCGGUGACACGAGCAGCGAAGUAAGCACAGUCGAGCUGCUACGUCUGCAACAACAGCAGGCCCUACAAGCAGCGAGGCAAUUACUCUUACAACAGCCAGGCAGUGGCCUGAAAUCUCCAAAGAACAACGACAAACAGCGUCCAUUGCAGGUGCCCGUGUCGGUGGCCAUGAUGAGCCCCCAGGUGAUCACCCCCCAACAGAUGCAGCAGAUCCUCCAGCAGCAGGUCCUGUCCCCACAGCAGCUCCAGGCUCUGCUCCAACAGCAGCAGGCCGUCAUGCUGCAGCAGUACUGUGCCAGGCCAUUUAAAGUCCAAAUGGAGAAGACAUGGAGGGAGAGCGAGAAUACACAACAUCUGCAGGAGUUUUAUAAGAAACAGCAGGAACAGCUACACCUACAGCUUUUACAACAACAGCACCCUGGAAAGCAAGCGAAAGAGCAACAGCAGCAGCAACAGCAGCAGCAGCAGCACCAGCAGCAGCUUGCCGCCCAGCAGCUCGUCUUCCAGCAGCAGCUCCUUCAGAUGCAGCAGCUCCAGCAGCAGCAGCACCUCCUCAACAUGCAGCGUCAGGGCCUGCUCUCCCUGCCCCCUGCCCCAGGACAGGCAGCCCUCCCUGGGCAGACCAUGCCCCCAGCAGGACUGAGCCCGGCCGAGCUCCAGCAGCUGUGGAAAGACGUGACCGGCGGAGGCGGUCACACCAUGGAGGACAACGGCGUCAAACACGGUGGGGGAGGGGGCCUGGACCUGACCACCACCAACUCCUCCUCGACUACCUCCUCGACCACAUCCAAAGCAUCGCCUCCCAUCUCCCACCACUCCAUCGCCAACGGCCAGUCUCCCGUUCUCAACCCCAGGAGAGAGAGGGAGCGAGAGAGGGAGCGAGAGAGGGAGCGAGAGAGGGAGAGCUCCUUACACGAGGAGAGCGGAGCGUCCCACUCCCUGUACGGUCACGGCGUGUGCAAGUGGCCCGGCUGCGAGAGCGUCUGCGAGGACUUCGGGCAGUUUUUGAAGCACCUAAACAAUGAGCACGCUCUAGAUGACCGGAGCACGGCCCAGUGUCGGGUCCAGAUGCAGGUUGUACAACAGCUCGAGAUCCAGCUUUCUAAAGAACGUGAGCGUCUUCAGGCGAUGAUGGCCCACUUGCACAUGAGGCCCUCGGAGCCCAAACCAUCUCCCAAACCUCUGAACUUGGUGUCGAGCGUCACCAUGUCCAAGAACCUGCCCUCGGUGUCCCCUCCGAACUUACCUCAGACCCCCACCACGCCCAGCGCCCCCGUCACGCCCAUGUCCCAGGUGCCCCAGGUGCCCUCCCUGCUCAGCGCCGCCAACGUGCCCAGCAUGGGCGCUAUGCGCCGACGUCACUCAGACAAGUACUCCAUGCAGCUGUCUUCAGGUGGUGACACAGUAUUUAUUUUUCCAGAGAUCGCCCCAAACUAUGAGUUUUAUAAGAACGCCGAUGUCAGACCCCCAUUUACUUAUGCAACUCUCAUAAGACAGGCUAUCAUGGAGGCCAGCGACAUGCAGUUAACGCUUAAUGAAAUCUACAGCUGGUUCACGCGCACGUUCGCCUACUUCCGACGCAACGCAGCUACUUGGAAGAAUGCUGUCCGCCAUAACCUCAGCCUGCACAAGUGCUUUGUGCGUGUGGAGAACGUGAAGGGGGCCGUGUGGACGGUGGACGAGAUGGAGUACCAGAAGCGCCGAUCCCAGAAGAUAACAGGGUGUAGAAGCCCAACGCUCGUGAAGAACCUUCCCUCCAGCCUGGGCUACGGAGCAGCUUUAAACGCCAGCUUACAGGCAGCGCUAGCUGAGACUUCCCUUCCUCUUUUGGGGAACCCUGGUCUGAUGAACAGCAGUUCUUCUGGAUUGAUGGGGGGCAGUCCUCCUGGUUUAAUGGGCGGUAGCCCCCCUGGGAUGCUUGGUAGCCCCCAUGGCCUGAUGGGAGGUAGCCCCCACGGACUGAUGGGAGGUAGCCCCCACGGACUGAUGGGAGGUAGCCCCCACGGCCUGAUGGGAGGUAGCCCCCACGGCCUGAUGGGAGGUAGCCCUCCGAAUCUGCUCCAGUCCAGCCAUGACGACCUGAACGGAUCGCUAGAUCACCUGGACACAAACGGUCACAGCAGUCCUGGAGGCUACUCUCCACAGGGACACAUGCCAGCGAUCCACGUCAAGGAGGAGCCACUGAACAUGGAUGAUGAUGAUUGUCCGAUGUCACUGGUUACGACAGCCAACCACAGCCCAGAGCUCGACGACGACCGGGAGCUGGAGGAGGGCAACCUAUCAGAGGACCUGGAGUGACUGCUGGAGUCCAUCCGACUACUACAGGCCCCUCCCUCCACCUCCGUCACACUGUCAUCCUACCUGUUUCAUCACAGGCUGUCCUAGAACCUGCUAGAACCAGAACCACUCCACACCCAGAACCAACAGAACCCAGCUGACUCUUCUCCCUCCGACGCACGGACUGGAGUAUUGAGCAUGCAUCCAGAAGACGAGACCCAAAGGAACUCUUUGUUGCAGGCCUUUGGGAUCCCGGACUGAACACGACAGGCAUGAGAUGUCAGGUUUUUAAAACGACAUUCAGACCUGUUUCAAUGAGAUGGCUUGGCCACCACACCCACACAGACAAACACAGAGGCUAAUGGACGGAAAACGACAAAAACACGAGCCUGAAAAAUCUGUUCUGUAGAAAGCUAACGGCCUCAUAUACUGCCAAAAAAAGAAGUUUUAAGUUUGUGAAUAUCAAAAACCCUCCCAGUAGUUGUUAAUGUUAGAAACAAUUGCUGGUUCAAUUCAAACAUUGUUGCUCUGUUCAUCAUUUGCACAGGAGUAGUAUCAGAAAUUAGUGUCACUGCCUGUAUGUUGCUAAAAUUAAAACAAAAACAAAAAAAACAGUAUUUUUUUUAUAUAUUUUUUUCGCGGUUCCUUUUUGUAUUAUGAUUUUUGGCACCACCAACUGUAAAUGCCAUUUCCCAUGACACACGAGUAACAGAAUCGCAGUACCAAGACUGUUGCAGCUGUCAAAAAAAGAAAGCUUCCAGUCUAAAUCUGUUUGUGAUGAAAAGUGAUAAAUGUGAUAUUAAAGUUUGAAAAAGCGUAACUGUUUGUGUAAGCACCAACCAAUACGGAAAAAAAUGCAUUUCUGCAUAUUUCUUCUGCUGUUCUCUUUUACCUCCUUGUUCUAAAGCUUUGUCUACCUGCAAACAGUCACAGGCAACAGCUAGAAACCAAAGCCAACACUAUCAAUGGCCAAUAGCUUAGACAGAAGCCACCAGACUCUUUGGUCAGCCUUCUGUGACUUUAACUAGUACAAAGAGAAGCUUUCCGCAAACUACCUUCUAAAUAACCUCUGGGAUUGUUUCAUUUAGCCCUGUACAAAGAUGAUUAAAGAUGGAAAAAAAUGGAUUUUGAUUUGCUAACCUGUAGAGCGUCCACUUGGCGUUUUGAGAGAGGAGUAUCUGCCAGGACUAGCGAGAGGGGAAAAUAUUUGCUGAAAUGUAAUUAAAGGCUUUGUGAUAGGGACUGGUAGAAAGCAGCGGAACUGUAAAAGUGGAUCAUGACCAAAACAAACAUUUGUGUAUUCAAUUGAAGUGCAGAAAAUUGUGUUGUUGUAAAGAUUGUUUUAGAUUUUUUUUAUUUAUUAUCUUUAUUUGCCUUAGCCAUCAUGUCAUCACUUUUUUUUCUUCUAAUCUAGUGAAUAAGUAAUGUUCAGUGGGGCUGUCAAACAUGUCAUGUCUUAUUUCUAUGCGGUUUGUUCAGAGCCGCGUUUAAACCGAAACUGAAAACAUAAUAACCAAACAUUUAAAAUAUCUAGUAAAGCCAAAUAAGUCAUAAUUUCAAGUUGAUAUGAAAUGAUGUGGCUUGGUUAUCAUGUAAAAGCAAAUAAUAUAGCCAUUGUAGAAGAGGGAUUUCAAAGGGUUAAAGAACCCUUUUCUAGGUGAUAUUUGCUUUAUUCUGUAGUUUAAAUACACAAUUCUCUAAUUCUUAACCAUAUAGAUACUGUCAGUGCAAGUUAAGGAGAAUCUUAAACUGCACUGUGUAUUCUGUAAAGGGUAGCCAACUUUUUAUAUUACAUUUAGGAUUGUAGUGUCAGAACAGAAGUCAGUGAUUGUCAAAAAUAUAUUUCAUUUCUCUCAGCUAAAUGUCAUCUAGAAAAGUGGAUGUUGUUGCUUUAAUGGUCAUUUCUGUUUUCAGUCAAACCAAAGUUACACAAGAUUCUGCCUCCUCUUGUUAUAGCAUAGACACUCUAGAAACGACAUACACCCUUUCUAAAGCUCACACACGCAAGCGCGCGCACACCGUUCUGGGUUUUGGGUCUGCUAGCUUUCCUGGUACUUGUUCCUGGUAACCUUAAGAUGCAGAAAAAUGAAUAGUGUCAAAUACCGCACUGAGUUGUAUUGUAUUUGAUCUACCAGUGUGAGUCUGCUUUGUGCAUAUGUAUGUUGUUUUUAAGUGUUGUGCCAACAGUUGGCUGCUAGAGCGUAGCGCACAAGACACAUAAUGCCCAUACAUACGCAACGAAACAUGAACAAACACACAUGUGACAUGCACACAUUCACAGACACACACACUUUCUCAUCCCAGUUCCUAAGUGUUUCCCUGAUGUUCUUUGCUGGAAUCAGCAAAACCACUUGAAGACAACGUUCAUAAUAAUUUUAUCACACCAAAUAUAAGGAUGCAGCGUCUUUCGAAAAAGGGUUCUCCCACUUACCUAAAAUAACUAAGGCUUUCUAGAAGGUUCUACCUCUGCACAACAAAUUCAGAACAAUUAAAUAGCAGAUUGCACGUCAAGUUAUUAGAAUGCCACAAGAGCUGUUACACUUUACUCCACUUGUCUCAAAGGACAUGACUCAACGGACAGUUUACAUUCCCUACAUCAGAUAUGGAAGAAGAUUAGCAUUGUAAUAGGUUGUCCUCAAACAUUUGUAGAAUGAUAAUGUAAAAAUACCUGUAAGGGAAUAUUGUGUUUUAAAAUGCAUGUCUAAAAUCAUUUGGUGGACUGGAAUACAAUAAUUAAAUAAAAAUAAUAUAAGAAAUACAAAUCAUCAGGAUGAUGGCCUAAAUGUAAGUACAAUGCAUAAGAAUGCAUACCUCAGCUAUAUUGUUUUUGGGAAGGAUUAAAACUGUCAGCCUCAGAAUGCAUAUUACCUGUAGAUUUUUGCAUGGGUUUUGUAAAAAUGAAAAAAAAAAAAUGUCUAAAAUAGUUGCUUGCACAUAAUACCAGAAAGACCUCCAGAACUGCAAUCUGCUCCUCCACUAGAUUUUAGGAUUGUCUGGAUUUUCUGGGAUGAUUUUGUCUGUAUUUUGAUAACUGUGCAUACUAUGUAAAAACGUUGGUGGACCCAUAAAAUUUACCAGACUUUUUUCUAAGCUGAAAAAAAAAAUCUGUUUCUUUUCUGAAUUUCAUGAACUUUUUACUGUUCUCUCAUUGCUCGCUAAGAAUAGCAAACCUGCUUUUUCUGCAUCUGCUUUGCGUAGCUGUAAGGCUUAACCUAAUGUGUGUAUUUAUUGCUUGUAGCUCUGUGCAUACUUUAUGAAGCAUUAUGUCCGGCAGUUCAGUCAUGUAUCUCCCAUUCUCUAAUAAUCGGGAAUAUGACCCCCCCCCUACCCCACCCCCACCCCACCCCCCAUGUAUACAGUGAAUUGGGACUGUAGCAAACACAUGUUUAUGUAAUUGGUGAAUAAAUUUUUUUAUUCAUUUCUUUAUGAUCGAGGUAAACUAAUUUUUGAUACUUUCAUUACCGUGUACUGUGUCCAUACGUUAAGAUUCUCUGACAUUAGAAAGUCAUGGUUGAGAAUUGUAACAGCGGUUAUUAUUUUCUGUAUUCAUGGCUUUUCACUGCUGAAUAAAAUAAAGGACCAAAACAA
Esox lucius (northern pike) is the source of this 6605-nucleotide messenger RNA. RefSeq names its product forkhead box P2 (gene foxp2). The transcript has 21 exons. Gene Ontology annotation, cellular component: nucleus. The record is from RefSeq and is a predicted model, not a curated record. Gene Ontology annotation, biological process: regulation of transcription by RNA polymerase II. NCBI's taxonomy places the organism in Eukaryota, Metazoa, Chordata, Actinopteri, Esociformes, Esocidae. Bases 633 to 3038 code for a protein of 801 amino acids. Gene Ontology annotation, molecular function: DNA-binding transcription repressor activity, RNA polymerase II-specific; RNA polymerase II cis-regulatory region sequence-specific DNA binding.